This is a messenger RNA of Cotesia glomerata, 8611 nucleotides long. RefSeq lists its product as uncharacterized. Bases 522 to 8450 code for a protein of 2642 amino acids. Gene Ontology annotation, molecular function: ATP binding; tau-protein kinase activity; protein serine/threonine kinase activity. Lineage: Eukaryota; Metazoa; Arthropoda; Insecta; Hymenoptera; Braconidae. The record is from RefSeq and is a predicted model, not a curated record. The transcript is spliced from 9 exons. Gene Ontology annotation, biological process: microtubule cytoskeleton organization; protein phosphorylation; intracellular signal transduction. Gene Ontology annotation, cellular component: cytoplasm.
UUUGAGAAUGGCUUCCAGAAGAUGUGGGAGUGAAAACUCGCGGAUAUAAAAGAAAAAAUAUCAAAAAGAAAAUCAACUGAAUGUUGUAGCUAAGAGCUAUUGAGUGCAGCGUGGUUUCAAUAAUGAAGACUAGCAUGUAUGUGCUUUAAAAUUUUUUUUAUUUUAUUUUCCGUAACCCGAGACACUUAAGUAUUUUAUUCAUACGAUGUAGAGAAUUAAAUGGAGUACUUAGAAGAUGAUAAUGAUAUGAGUAAUUUGAGAUGAUAAAAAAAAGAUGGCCUGGUUUUUGUAGUAGUGGGAGGAUUAACUGCAAGCUGUUACGAUAAGCAAAGCUAUUAAUGCCAUUGCACUUUGAAUACACACGUGCUCAAUCUGAGGAAGUUGAGAGAGCUCAAGCGGGUCAUGAGUGAGAGCAAGAAAGAAACGGAUGGAUAAAGGAAGAAAUACUCAUGUCAAGGAAGAAAAAAAUAACCUGAUGAAUAAAUUCUAGAAAAUAGAAGAAAGUAAUAAAAUAUUUAAAAAUGGUUGUCGGAGAGCCAAGUAUCCACAAUAUUAUGAGUGGGAUGGAGAGUACAGGAGGUGUACGACUGCACAAUCACAAACGGAAAUUGAAACAAAGGUUUGAUAUUAUCAAGAAACUGGGUCAAGGUACCUACGGGAAAGUACAAUUGGGAAUAAACAAAGAGACUGGACAAGAGGUAGCUAUUAAAACAAUUAAAAAAUGCAAAAUUGAAACAGAAGCUGAUCUGAUAAGGAUAAGACGUGAAAUUCAAAUUAUGUCGAGUGUUCAGCACCCAAACAUUAUUCACAUUUACGAAGUAUUUGAGAAUCGUGAGAAGAUGGUACUUGUAAUGGAGUAUGCAGCAGGUGGUGAGCUUUACGACUACCUAAGUGAACGUAAAGUGCUCUCUGAGGAAGAAGCCCGUCGGAUAUUCCGUCAAAUUUCAAUAGCGGUGUUCUAUUGUCAUAAACAUAAAAUUUGUCACCGUGAUUUAAAGUUAGAAAAUAUUCUAUUGGAUCAUUUGGGGAAUGCUAAAAUUGCAGACUUUGGUUUGUCGAAUGUUUUUGAUGAACAACGACUGUUGAAUACUUUUUGCGGUAGCCCUCUUUACGCUAGUCCUGAGAUAGUUAAAGGUACACCGUACCACGGUCCAGAAGUUGACUGCUGGAGUCUCGGUGUUUUACUUUACACGCUAGUCUACGGUGCUAUGCCGUUUGAUGGUUCUAAUUUCAAAAGACUUACAAGACAAAUAUCUGCAUCUGAUUAUUUUGAGCCGAAAAAUCCAUCACCAGCUUCACCUUUAAUCAGAGAUAUGUUAACUAAGUGUCCUGCUAGGAGGGCUGAUAUUGAAAGGAUAUGCUGUCAUUGGUGGGUUAAUGAGGGAUAUGAGCAAAAUUGUCUUGAUAUUGCUGAAGAUUUAGCCGCCCAGACGCCAGUUAGACUCGAUUUAUUGCUAUCCUUGGUACCGCAAUCGGCUAGCGCUGACAAAUUAGUCGUCACGAAUGAUCAAUCGCCUGAGACUGGUAGAAAUAUCGGCACGGACACGAUACCGCCUACUCGGUGUCUUUCUGUUGGCAGCCUCAUGGAUCUCGAUAGAAAUAAUUCGGAUCGGAUUCGAGAGAUGGUGGCUGAAGAGGAAUCUCCGAGGACAAAUGCUAAUGACACUAAGAGGAAAUUGGAGAACACGCCUUCAAUGGAAGAAAAUGUUGAAGCAGGUGUUAAGAAGAAAGAUCGGUCGAGAAGAAAAGAACGGACUGAUGAUAGAGAGCCAAGAUCUUAUAAGUCUACUUCAAGACAUCAUUCCGCUCCCAUAACUAAUGCUAUUACUGAAGAGGCUAUGGAAGUUGAACCCAGUGUUGAGUUGGAUCUUCGAGACCCGGCUGCUGCUGCUGCUUGUUUAGAACUUAUUCGUGAAGCUCAGUCGAAGUCGCCGAGCAAGGAACGAAGUAGAACUCCUGUUCCGUUGGAAGAAAAAGUUCAAACGAGUGAGCAACAAGUUUUUAAGGAAAAUUUCAAUGAUAGUAAUCAAGAUGUUAAGCCAAUUGCUAAUAAAUUGGAUAAUGUAGCGGAUAAUUCUGGAGAAAAACAAUCUGUUGAUCAGGUAAUAAAUAAAACUCAGGUUAAAAAUAAGUCAGUAAAAUCUAAAACUAAUGAUGUAGUGAAGAAUAUUAAUGAUAAUGCUUCCAAACAAGAUGUGCCAAGUAAAGACACUGAAUUAACACAGAAAAUAAAUUCAGAAGGUGGUGAAAAAAUUUCUACUCCUACGGAGGAAAAAGCUGAGAUGAAGAAUGAGAAUAAAAAAUUGAAACAAAAAGCACAGUCACUUGAUGAAGAAGCGGUUGCUCCGACUAAGCCAACGGAAAGGAGACGUUCUAAAAUAUUUGAGACAGCUGAAAAGUUCAAUCAACUUUUGUCAGGCAGUGAAUCAGAAAAACCAAAGAAGAUUUUUAUACCUGGUGUUAACGUAGGUGGUGCUAAGCGAGCAUUUGAGCGUAAAGCGAGUCUCUCUUCCGUUACAGUUCCACAGCCCGUUAAGUCAAAUGCGUCUAAGGUAAUAAUAGAUGUGCCUAAUGAUAAAAAUGAUAAAAAAAAUGACAAGGAAGAAAAAUUAACGACUGUAACCAAGUCAGAGUCUUCCUUGACAAAGAAUGAAGAGGAGCGUCGCCGGGAUGAAGAAAAGAAACGAGCUGUUGAUAUUAUCACUGGUGCCUUAGGUAAACCUCCAGUCCAGAAAAAAGUCAAUGGGUCGCCUCCAAUGACUCCCCAGAGUCAAGAGUCGAAAAAUCUUGGUCUGAAGAUUCAAUUGGGACCAAAUGACUUGAGAAAUGCUACGGUAUCAGUGUCUACUCCCGUAGACACUAAGUAUCCAGACUUUGAAUCUUCUCCAGUGAAACCUGCUGCUGUAGCAAAUUCAGUGCCAACUACUCCCGAGUCAAAGAGUGUCAAUAAUUCGUUCUCCGACGAGCCAACAAUGUCAAGUAAGAUGGAGAUAAAACUCAAGAGUGCGACAUUACCUCGACCGAGAAAGACUAGCAAAGCAGAAAUUACAUUGGCGGGAGUUAAAGCACCUGAGCCAGCAUUCAAGUCGGAAGUUGAGGCCAAGAUCGAUGCUUUCCAUCCUCAAAAAUUGAGGACUCAAAAGUCUGAAGUCGCGUUCCCUGUAGCUGCGGUUACUUCUCAGGCAAACCGAAGCUCCAGCUUGGAGCCUGAAAGCAGUAAAUCAAAGAUUCUCGGAAAGGAGAGAAUAAUACCGAUACACGUGGAGCCAGGUCAUCAAAUUCAGAACUCAGCGACUCCUCCGAAGCCACCGAUGCCCCAGCGGUCCAUGUCUCAGCGCUCGAAUUCGUUAUCGCGUCAGUCUACUGCAGAUUCAGACACUGACAGCGCUCUUGGCUCAACGGUUGGCCCCGAGCCGAUCAGAAAAAGUCCCAGGGAAUAUAUUAUUCCGAUUGCCGUCGAAGGAGGUGGAUAUGUCACUCCAAGAUCUGGCAGUGUAGAGCCCGAGAGUAAAACAAGCACACCAACCAGCACAAAUCCACCACGAGCGAGGUUCGGAAGAGGCAGAAGAAUGGGCUCUUUGCUUUCAGACGCCAGUGAAGACGAGUCGCCAUUCUCUACACUCCAUCGGGACAGCGAUGAUUUACUCCAAAGACACAUGCAUCGGCUAAGAAGUUCAAGACCCUCUAGACAAGCUCCAGAGCAUGCAGACAGUCUGUCAUCCGGUGAGGAUGACGAUGAUGAUGGCUUUGAGCUUUUGACCGCUGAAAAUUUAUUCUCAACGCUUUUGUCGAGAGUUCGUAGUCUGACCCAACGGCUAAAUGUUGAUGAUAAUCGAGGAACUGGAUUUCCUCGCAGCCGAUUGUUGGAUAGACUAGGUUCUAAUUCCUCUCAAGGAUUCUGGGGAAUGUCCGAACCUCUUUCAAGCUACGAGAGCCACGUUGAAACACAGACGAUAACAACGCGAUUGGCAGAGUCACCAUUCAGACGAUCUCUCAGUCGCGAUACAGACCGAUUUGGACGUAAGGAUUCAGCAAUGUCAUCAAAUCCUGGAACACCCACGAGCCUUGGAGCUCGAACUACGCCAUCACAUGAAAGUAUUUUUGAAUUAGGCAGCAGUAAUACUUUACCACGAGAUAAAUCCCACGAGGUCGAACCACCGGAGUCACGAAAAAAGGAUCAAGAGUCUGAUUCGCGUCCCAAUCCCUCAACAAGUAGCACCCGCGAUAGCUUCACUCCAAGUCUUGCGCGUCGCCUCAGCAGACAGUUUAUUGAACAAACAAGACAAUCAUUGCCAAGGUCACCGUCAAUACCGCGCGACCGACUCUACAGGUCUUCGACAGAGGAGCCAGAUUCUUUGUCAUCGCUGCUGCCAGAUCGUUCGAUGUACCGCAGCAAGUCAAGCGAUAGAAGCUUGAGAAGAACUAACAGUUUAUUGGAGAACGAUCGAGGGGAGAGACCUGAGCUUCGAUGCAGGCGUAGCGUCAGUUUAUUCGAAGAUGAUGAUGAUGAGACACUUCCACCGCUUCCUAGGCAAGUUAUGACUCUUGGACGGAAGUACCGAGACACUGUCAAGGCUGCUGUUAAUGGAAUUCGCCGGGAUAAUAUUUGCUUGGCUGAGAAAAUCCAAGAGGAGCCUACUGAUGAGCUGACAUCACCUAAAAAAAAUUCAAUCCAAGUUCCUGAACAAGCUUCACCUUCUGAAGGAACUUCAGUCUGCAAUUCUGCGACUAAUUUAGGAGAUACCACUUCUAGUUUGUCGACUAAGUCACAAGAAACUUCACCGGGAGAUUCUUCAUCAAAUAUCCAGCAGCAAGAAGAAGCUUUGAACUCUUUUCGCGCUGAUGCUAAAGAAUUUGAGUCCCGGCUUCUAGCUGCUGAGAAUUUAAUUAAAGAGUCAAAAUUACGCAACCUGGGACUCAAUAAAUUUGACCCUAAUUUGAGUUCUAGUUACAAAGAAACUGAAAAGUGUGAUAAACAGUUACUGGGGUCUAUGACUGAUUUAACAAGUGGUGUUUUAAAUAAACGACGUAGCUGCAUACCGAGUUUAAGAUUGCGCUCUGGGUCUUUGACUCGAGAAGCUAUGGGUCGCAGGAGCACUUUGACUUCUCCUGAACCGGUUGAUAUUCGCGCUGCAACUCCUGAGAGAUCUUUACUUAGUAAACUUUUCCGCUCUGGAAGUGUGAGUCGUGAGCGAGACUCUGAGAGUAAGGACAAGUCUCCUAAAACUAAGCGAAGGAUUUCAAGAUUUUUGAGGCCUGACUUUUUUGAUACUCCUAGGGAAGAAAGUCAGUAUGUUAAGGAUAAGGAAGCUCAGAAGGCGGCUGAAAAUGAAAGAAGAAAAUCGAGGUUUAUGAAGAGAAAGGAGAAUAAAGAUGUUGAAGAUGUUAAAGAGAAAGAAGAAAAGCCUGAGAAAGAAUUGAAGAAUCAAGCUAAUGAAAUUACGAGGGAUCAAAGUGAUUUGAUUAAUUUUAAUAAGAUGAAUAAUUCUAAUGUUGAUAAUUCAAGCGCGGAUAAAUUAGAAAGACAAAAUUCUAAAAAUAGUUUCUUCCAGACUUUAGAGAAGAAAUUAGAAAAGCUUAGAUCUAAUGAUGAGUCACAAAAGGUGGAAAGUGAGCCUUUGAAGGUACAAAUAGAGGAUGAUUUGCAGAAAAUUAAUGGUGAUGUUAAAGAAGAAAUAAAUAACGUUGUGGAGAAUGUAAGUGAAGAAGUUAUAAAAAAAGUAGCAAGUAUGGAAGAUUUAACGAGUGAGCCGGCUCCUGCGGUGAAAUCAAAAGUUUCAAGUGUGCUGGGGCUUUUUAGAAAUGAUUCUAAGUCUGCAGUCAAUGGGGGAAGACAACAAACUUUGCUGAGCAAGCUGAAGAAAAAUGUUUAUCGCGGGUCACGUUCUGACAGUGUAUUGACUUCUGAAGCUUCUAGUAAAAUUCCCAAGGCUAAAGCUGAAGUUAAAGCUGGAGAAAUCAAGCCUAGGAGAAGUUUAGAGCUCAAAAGAUCGCCUGAGAAAGUUGGGGAUAAAAAAUCUCCUCCGAAGGAUAAGGAGAAGGAUAAGGUUAAGGAAAAAAGUCCGGCUGAGAGAGCUAGUGUAGAGCGAAAGUCGCUUGAGAAGCAAAUAAAGUCUCCGAAGAAAUUGACUCCGGAAAAGUCGAUUGAGAUUGUUAAAACAGAGAAGACAAAUUUACCGGAGAAGGAGGUGAGGAAGUCGAAAUCUCCGGAAAUUAAAGUUGAUAAAACUUUGUCGAGUUCAAAGUUAGCUAAGAAAAUAUCUCCGGAUAAGGUUGUUGAUAAUAAGAAAGUCGAGGGGAAGAGUAUUGAAGCUGAUGAGAAGAAAUUGAAGAAGAAGAGUGUUAAGUCAUUGAGUUCGGCUACGAAAAAUGGGUCAGUUAAAUUGGAGAAAGUUGACAAAGAUGAGGAUAAAAAAUCUGAUAAAGUUAAAAAGGUCGUGAAGAAAGAAGUCAUUGAGAAAGAUGCAGAUGGAACUAAGAAGAAGAAAAUAGUUAGGGUUGUUAAAAAGGUUGUUAAAAAAUCAGAAAGUUCUUCUGAGAAACCUGAAGAAAAGGAAAAAGAUAAAGAGAAGAAAACUUUGUUGAAAAAAAUUACUUCGAGUGUGAAAAAAGAAACUAGUCCUGAAGCGGAUAAAGGGAAGAAAAUGGAAAAUAUUGAUUCAGGAUUGAUAAAUUGUGAAACUUCUUCAAAUUGUCUUGAAAAUCUUUCUAAUAAUAUUAGUUCUGUAAUUCCAAGCGUUAAAGAUCACAGUGAGCAAGAUAAUUCUAAGAUAUCUUCUAAUGAUUUAAAUCCAAACAUUUCUAACAAUUUAGAUGGGAAGAUACCCGUUAAUAACAUAGAUAGCAAAAUAAUUAGCAAAAACUUUGAUACAAAGUCGCUUAACAAAGAUUUAGACCUAAAUAGAUGCGAAGAAAAUACAAAAGUAAUUGAGAAAAGUCCUGAUUUAAAAGUUUCUAGCAAAGAUUUGGAUACAAAAAUAUUUUCUAAUGAUCAGGAUACAAAAAUAAUAAGUCAGGAUUGUAAUAUUAAGACACCUAGUGAAGUUUUGAAUAUAAAUAUUCCUAGUAAUGGCUUGGAUGUGAUAAUAUCUAGUAAUAAUUUGGAAGAAGAAAUGCUAAAUAAUGAUUUAGUAAAAAAAAUUUCUAAUGAUCAGGAAGAAAUUAAAGAUUUGGAUAGCAAAGCACGAGCAAAUAGAAGUAAUUUGAAGCUGGAUUUAUCUAAAAUACCUCAACAUUCAUUUAAAAAUGGCGCUGCAAAAAAGGACAUCAAGGAUCCUGAAUUUUCAGAAAAACCAGAUAAUUCUUUGAAGAUUCAGUCUAUUGUAGCGAAAGAAAAAGUUGUUACUGAAAAGCCACCUAAAGGAGCAGAUUUUGUUCGCCAGCUGAGUUCCAUUCGGCCUGAAGAAGACCCUAAGGUGGCUUUGAAGCCUGAGACUGAAAGAACAAAGCAAGAAAAUUCAAUUACAUCAACUUAUCCAACUGAAGACAUUUUGUCGCCGAUGGACGACGUGGAGAGCUUUGACUCCUGGUCAAUCUGUUCCAACGACAUGAAUCACCGAAGCAGUUUAGACUUGUGUUCGCCUACUUCGCCGGUUUAUUCUCCGUCAGUUCGCAGCGAGCAUUCAGAGUCAAUAAUUGACCGAAUUCGCAGAAAAAGUUUCUACUCCCGAUUUAACGAGCGGAAACGCAAGAGUUCUUUGUCUGUACCUUCAUCAGGACUUUCGCCGAGUUCAACUCUGCCUCGCAAAUUUAGCUUCCACUCUCGAGAUAGUAAAAAUUUGAGCUACUCCUCGCCUUCGAGAAGAAAUCCGGAGAGGACUCACAGUUUGUACAACGAAGACUUGCCCAGUAUGAGAAAGUCGCCCGUAGAACGCGAUAGGUACUCGGAUGGUGCUUAUCCCAGUGAUUUAAAGUCUCCCGUAGAUCAUUACAAUACUUCUUCUUCUUUGUACUAUGAUCCUCUGAGACGUUAUAGAAUGUCUCCUGGUAAUUCGGCUAAUCGAAAGUACCAGAGCACUGAUUAUGGGCUUGAUAAUGACUUGAAUAUGUACAAAAAUCCUCAGAGCACUUCUUCUUCUUCCUCUUCAACUUUAAAUGAUGUCAGCGACUAUCGCAGUAGUACCCUGAGAAAAUACGGGAAAAAUCAACACAAAACUGCUGAUUAUUAUGAAGAUCUUCUUGCUCCAUCAAGGAUUGACUAUCUUUCAGCCCGAAAAACAUCUCCUUUACCAACAGAAUCACUGGGAAGAAAUGAAAACGGACAUUACAACGGGCAUUUUCAUCAGACAUCAGAUUCUGACAAAUGGAGAUACUCGGAUAAAAUUAGCAGUCCUGAUUCUCCUGAAAACAGUGAUAAAAGUUGCGGAGAUGAUCUUAAGAGUAAUAGUCAAACAAUUGAAGAAUCUAAAGAAUUAUCAGCAGCUUGUCCUGACGCUGAGACAACGACUUAAAGAAGAAAUGAUAAUUUAUAAAACUCGUGCCAAAAAAUCUAAACUAAGGCUUUAAUUGCUUGCUACAUAAAAUUACCGAUUAUAAUAAAAUGAUUAUUAUUAUUUACGAUAAAUCAAAUGGUGAAAAAAAUCAAAAAGGACAUUUUUUUCUAUGUACUUAA